CUUCUUCUCGACGCCGCGCCGCCUCGCGCGCUCUCCCGCUGUCCCAUCUGUUCUCUUGCGCCUCUAGUCCAUCGUCCCCUGAUUCUAUCAUCGGUUCGUUGCGUGAUCUCGAGAAUCCAUGCCGGUUAUAAGUAUAGAAAGCUCCGCCUUCGUCACUCGAAAUCGGCCGGCCGGCGAGGGUGAUCCUGUGAUGCGAUGCCUCGUGUGUAGAAGGCCGAGACCUUGUUCGUUUUUCUUCGAUGGGGUUGGGAAGUCAUGCCUCCUGCUGCAGUUCACCGACAAGCGGUUCCAGCCCGUGCACGACCUGACCAUCGGCGUCGAAUUUGGACAGCGCAUGGUCACCAUCGGCAAGAAGAAAAUAAAGCUUCAGAUCUGGGACACGGCAGGCCAGGAGGCUUUCAGGUCAAUCACUAAAUCCUACUACAGAAGUGCGGCCGCUGCUCUUCUCGUUUAUGACAUCACCAGGAGGGAGACCUUCAACCACGUCGCGAGCUGGCUGGAAGAAAUGAGGGAGCAGGCGGACGGCAACAACAACAUCACCAUCAUGCUGGUCGGAAACAAAUCAGAUUUAGCUCAGAGGCGAGCCGUCAGCACGGAAGAGGGCGAGCAGUUCGCCAAGGAGAACGGCCUCGCCUUCAUGGAGACCUCGGCCAGGACCCGGCACAACGUGGAGGAGGCAUUCCCUCAAAGCUCGUCCAUGGUGUGCCAGAAGAUCCAGGAAGGUGCCAUUGAUCUGUCCAAGAGUAGUGGUGUCACGCCCGGAGGUGAUGAUUUCAGUCGUCUCGAGCCUCUGCCUCCGUCUCGAGCCUCCGUCUGCUGCACCAGCUGAGCAUAGCUUGGACGACUCAGUUCCGUCUCUCGGAUCUUGUUUAAUACUAGUGCAAAUCAGUAGUAACUCCAUGCUUUCAACCUCGAGCAUAUAGCCAUAUAUAUAGAUCACUUGGCAGUUAAAAUGAUGUACAUCGUUUCA
Triticum aestivum (bread wheat) is the source of this 970-nucleotide messenger RNA. RefSeq names its product ras-related protein RABB1c. The coding region runs from base 119 to 829 and encodes 236 amino acids. Gene Ontology annotation, molecular function: GTPase activity; GTP binding. Lineage: Eukaryota; Viridiplantae; Streptophyta; Magnoliopsida; Poales; Poaceae. The record is from RefSeq and is a predicted model, not a curated record. The transcript has 6 exons.